Caenorhabditis sp. 36 PRJEB53466 is the source of this 856-nucleotide messenger RNA. The record is from the annotation of a GenBank genome assembly. NCBI's taxonomy places the organism in Eukaryota, Metazoa, Nematoda, Chromadorea, Rhabditida, Rhabditidae.
AUGAGUGGCUACUAUCCUUUUUCUUAUUCUCAACCGAAUCAAGUACCGUACUUCCAUCAAUAUCAACCGUCAACCUUCAAUGGAUAUCACGGAUAUCACGGAUACAAUUACAAUUCGAUCGAAUACUACGGUAUGCCGGCUCAUCAACCACAGCCCCAUGCAGGUACCGUAUCAUUGACCCCUCCGACUGGAAGAGACUACAAUCCGAUUGAAUACAAUCCGAUUAGUUAUGUGUCAAGCCGUCAGCAGAUGGUGUCUAUGAACUUUCAAGGACUUCCAUGGAACCUGAUGACCGGACGCCCGGAACCACCCACGCACAUGGAUUACGGAAUCCCACCGACUCCGAUCGGACCUCUCAAUUCCAAUCAUCGUCCUCUUCCACCGACGCCACCAACUCCAGACGACCAGAUUCGCUUGAGUCAGCUGCCUGCAUGGUGCUUUUAUUCUAGAGUACGAGUCACGUGUGAACAAGAAAAAGAGCUCGUGAAGAGAUACGCAGUGGAUCGGUACAUUCCGAAGAAAGAGGAACGAGAAGAGUUGGGAGAGAGGAUCGGUUUGAGUGCCGAACGGAUCUUGGUUUGGUUUCAGAGCAGACGACAGGUAUGUUCACAGUGAUAGAGACUAAAGUUUCUGUUUUUUUUUCCAGAAGGAUGGUGCAUCGAACCACGAGUACAGACAGAACAGAAUACAGUUCAGCAGGGAGCAAACGGAGGCGCUUGAGAAGAGAUUCUCGGUGUCCAAGUCAAUUUACGCAGAAGAACGCGACAAGAUGGCCGAGGAGAUCGGUUUGAGUUGGAAACAAAUUCAGAAUUGGUUCACAGGCAGACGGAGAAAGGAACGAAGACAGAUGAAAUAA